Molecule: messenger RNA, 2626 nt
Organism: Alosa sapidissima (American shad)
Lineage: Eukaryota; Metazoa; Chordata; Actinopteri; Clupeiformes; Clupeidae
Product: BTB/POZ domain-containing protein 10-like
Exons: 10
Coding region: 309-1607 (432 amino acids)
Biological process (GO): positive regulation of phosphorylation
Cellular component (GO): cytoplasm
Molecular function (GO): protein binding
Source: RefSeq, a predicted model, not a curated record
CACUCUUAUCGCGAGACCUGUCAUUUUAGUUGUUACUUCCUGUUAACAGUGGGAUCACUGUUGCGUCGCCUUUUCGUGGAAAAUGCAGAGAAGGUGAAUCGCCUUCUGGCAUCGACAUAUUCUACGAAAUACGUUUACAACCGUUACUUAAAAGAUUAUGAAUGCAGUGGAGCGCCGCGAGGAUUUAUGUGUGCGCGUGUGAUGGCAGUAGGCUCGCAGUCAUAUGAGAGUGAUUCCAGCGGCACCGGGAACAGGGAACUUCAAACACACUCAAGUGGUCCUGAGGUGUCGUGUGUAACUAACGGAAGAUGAGUCUGUAUGGUGGAGGUGGAGCCUGUGGGGGAGGAGCCUAUGAUCGCUCACGUGACCGACGCCGCUCUAGCGACCGCUCUAGAGACUCCUCCCACGAGCGAGGAGAGGGACAACUCACACCCUGCAUCCGAAAUAUCACGUCCCCCACAAGACAACACAACGAGCGUGAGGGAGGCUCUCGUCCAGGCAGCCCGCGGCCCCAGCGUGUGUCCCCCACCAGCAGGAGUGUGUGUGUGGAGGGCCCCCCGAAGGCCCUGGGCGUGGGCGGUGAGAUGGUGUUUGUGUACGAGAGCCCCAAAGACGGCAGCACUGCGCGCCAGAGGACCGCCGAGAGGGUCACGCUCAUCGUGGACAACACGCGCUUCGUAGUAGACCCCUCCAUAUUCACCGCACAGCCCAACACUAUGCUGGGAAGGAUGUUUGGCUCUGGUCGAGAGCACAACUUCACACGGCCCAAUGAGAAGGGAGAGUUCGAGGUUGCAGAGGGCAUCAGCUCCACCGUCUUCAGAGCCAUCCUGGACUACUACAGGUCCGGUGUGAUCCGUUGUCCUGAUGGCAUCUCCAUCCCUGAGCUCAGAGAGGCGUGUGACUACCUCUGUAUCUCCUUCGACUACAGCACCAUCAAGUGUAGAGACCUCAGUGCGCUGAUGCACGAGCUGUCUAAUGACGGCGCGCGGCGUCAGUUUGAGGCGUACCUGGAGGAGAUGGUGCUGCCGCUGAUGGUGGCGAGUGCACAGAGUGGGGAGAGGGAGUGCCACAUAGUAGUGCUCACCGACGACGACGUGGUCGACUGGGACGAGGAGUACCCACCACAGAUGGGAGAGGAGUAUUCUCAGAUUAUCUACAGUACAAAACUCUAUCGUUUCUUCAAGUACAUCGAGAACAGAGAUGUGGCCAAGUCCGUUCUAAAGGAGCGAGGACUCAAGAAGAUUCGACUAGGCAUAGAAGGUUACCCCACGUAUAAGGAGAAGGUGAAGAAGCGUCCUGGUGGCCGGCCGGAGGUCAUCUACAACUACGUGCAGCGUCCGUUCAUCCGCAUGUCGUGGGAGAAGGAGGAGGGCAAGAGUCGGCACGUGGACUUCCAGUGCGUCAAGAGCAAGUCCAUCACCAACCUGGCGGCGGCUGCCGCGGACAUCCCGCAGGACCAGCUGGUGGCGCUGCACCCCGGGCCGCAGGUGGACGAGCUGGACAUCCUGCCGCCACACGCCGCCCCCCCGCCAGGCCCCGCCGUACAGCACUACGGCAACAGCAGCAACUACGAGCCCGACCCCGACGCGCCCUCGCCCGGGGUGUGAGGGCGCAGCCACGCGUCGCCAUGGCAAAGCCCGGGGUGUGAGGGCGCAGCCACGCGUCGCCAUGGCAAAGCCGGCUGGAUCUGUCCAUCAAACCCUGCUCCCUGGCAUGCUGCAGACGGGCUGAUGGCGCGCGCGCGUGUUUGUGGCAGAUGAGCUGUGUGACUGCGUGCGUGCGUGCGUGUGAGUGAGUGAGUAUGCAUGCAUGUGCUUGUGUGUAUGACAGACGUGUGUGUGUGUGUGUGUGUGUGUUUGUGUUUGUGUUUGAGUGAGUAUGCGUGCAUGUGUAUGUGAGUGAGUGAGUGUAUGUGGCAUGCUGCAGACAUAUGAGAGUGUGUGGCAUGGUGUAUGUGUCUGUUUGCGUGUGUGUGUGUGUGUGUGUGCGCGCGUGUAUGUGAGUGAUUGAGUGUAUGUAUGUGGCAUGCUGCAGACGAACACCUGACGCCCGGCUCCCAGCAUGCACCGGGCCGGGGACUCUGAGUCGUGACCUUUGCCCUUGGUUGCCUUCUGCACUUUCCUCCUCCUUCUCAGCUUCUGCUGUGCGGCGCACACACACACACACACACACACACACACCCUGAGGACGCUGACGGGAAGCCUUACACCCCCUGCCGUUACCAUGGCGGGGCGAGGCUCCUCCCCUUUAUUUAUUUCCUGUUUGUGUGUUUGUUUUUUACAUGACCAAAGGAAAUGUAUUUUUUGUUAGUGGUUUGAGCUGAAGGGUCUGACUAACUUGUUUUUAUAACUCUGGGUUAGGGCAUCUAGUACCUCACUGAGGGGGGGGGGGGGGGUGCACUGUGUUCUUUUAUUCUCAUGGUUUUUUGUUUAGUUUUGUUUUAUUUUUUUUCACCUGCAAUGACUCCUGGCUCCAGGAGUGGGUGGAGUGGGUGGUGGGCCCUCUAGCUCCAGGAGUGGGUGGAAGUGCUGUGGUGGCCUCUCUGUGGACAUGGAGCUGUGUGUGGCCUGGACCUGCUCGCGGGCAUGACGAACUCAUUAUAGAAAUAAACACAUGAAACACUGCA